UCGAAGACUCCAGCACGGCCUCCCAGAGCAUCUGGCGAGGCGGGCUGUCAUGUCUUCCGCCGUGGUUGAGUUCAACGUAGGCGGAGUGUACUACGCCACAUCACUCGACACGCUUCAAGGCAGCGCUAUACUGUCUGAGCUGGCCACAUCGGACACGGCUUGCCGUGAUUCGCAGGGACGUCUGUUCGUCGACAGAGAUGGGCCCCUCUUCCGUUACAUACUCGACUUUCUGCGGUCCCACAAACUCCUCCUUCCCGAAGAAUUCCGAGAGCUACAGCGGCUGAAGGCCGAAGCCGAGUACUAUCAGAUACCAGACCUGGUGGUUUGUCUUUCGCCGAACGAUCCACAGUCCACGACUCUGGUGCCCUGUCCUGGACAACCGGGUUACGUAACAGUCGGCUACAGGGGAACGUUUGCUUUCGGUCGAGACGGGUUAGCUGACGUCAAGUUCCGUAAGCUGACCCGUAUCCUCGUCUCUGGGAAGGUGACCAUAUGCAGGGAGAUCUUCGGAGAAUCGCUGAACGAAUCACGUGAUCCGGACCGUGGCCAGGACGACCGUUACACGUCGAGGUUCUUCUUGAAGCAUAACUCCCUGGAGCAAGCCUUCGACAGCCUCCAGGAUUCGAGAUUUCGUUGCGUGUGUGCAGCUGGAUCGGGUACUUCCGGUGGAGGUACCGGUGAACCUCUCAAGCCUGGGAUGGACUCGGAGGAGAACCGCUGGAAUCAUUACAAUGAGUUCGUGUUCGUUCGACCCUAAGCCGUGUAUUGACUAGGGAGGAAGUAGCACCGAGGAAUUGUGACACUUCCGCUUCAACUAGUCGUCGUCGGCUUCCUGUGGUCCUCUAUGUAGGGAAUCUACUCUUCCAAGACCUCCGAGAUUGAGUACUUCUUCUUCUGGUUGGUUCGUGUCGAUGUUGGUUUAGGGCUCGAUAUUUCGUACUGAACGCCGUUGUUAAUGGCGGUUUCAAGUAAUUUGAGUGAGUGGUGCGGGAGAGAGGAGGAAUCUGUUUAAAGGUACGAAGUAUAUGGUUGGAUGUAAGUUUAGCAAAGCUGCCACUUGUCAUGGUAAAAGGUACCGUGUGUCUAGCUUCUAAACAUAUGAUAGCAGAAGUAAGGUAGAUGAACAACAGAUUUCUAUGAUUCACCUCUUCAGGUAUCCGCUUUCAAUGUAUCUCACUCUUUUUGUCGCGUCAGUGUUUUGUAAGUGCUCGAAAUUGUUCUUGUAAGGGUUCGUGCGUGCAAGAUGGAAAUGGAACUUAAACUAAAAUUUGGAAUGCUAAAUUAGUAGUGGACGUUUAAAAGGAAAUUAUCUGCUGAAGCACGGAGGUUUAACGCGGCGCAUAUGUGUAAUUUUACUCCUGCCUGCAUUUAAUAUAACCUAGGAGUGUUGCGCUAUCACGUCACAUCCCUUUUAGAGAUUGGCGAAUCAGGAACCCACUUCGUAGUACGAGUGCUGGAUGCAGCCACACGUUAGGUUUUCUGGCGAAGCGCUAGUACUUGUAAUUCACACUUAGCUGAUAUGAUUACACUCCUACGUCUGAGGAGGUAACAGAUUUGUUUUUUGUUUUUUGUUUUUUUUGCACUGCGUGUAACAGCAGUCGGUGAUGCCUCACGUUGUGGAACCGAGUCAUCAGUCAUGGAUUGAUUGUUUCGAGCCGCAGGGAGAAACCGCUCUGUCGUCCGUAGGUUGUACUUAUUAGGUUAUCCGGGCCAUUCCCGUUUCCGUUUAAUCUCUGAGGAAAAUUCCUAUCUUCACGCUUUGACAAUUUCAUGGGCUGCGCCAAUGGGCUUAUGUUAACUCCUGCCAUUUCGCGAUACGCACAUUACAGUGCUCCAUGUCAGACUUGUUCAAUACGUCUUCGAAGCAAAACAUUGGCGCAGAUGCGUCGUGCACAUGAUAUGUGCUGCCAUUCUUGCUAAUUUUUAGUUCUCUAACUGUAACUCCAGUCACCUUCACCGACAAGUGUAAUAGAGAGGCUCGCAUUUGGUGACACCGAAUUAAGUCAUUUUAGAAUUGAUUCCAGGUAGACUUUUUUCUCAAGCCGUAGAUCCCAACCUGCAAUCGCAAUCUACCAAUCUGCACACACCUACUUCAGAAGUGGCGGUGUACAUAACCUUCUUGUGCGUGAAUGCUCUUCUCUGUGUAUGGGAUCGAUAAACCCUUACCGCGUGAAGGGUGACUUUCUGAAUGGUAGGGAUCAGUAUUCGCUCCAACUUUGCCUGGAGCUACCAGUUAAUCAUAUUUGAUAAUGAUCGUAGUCGUUGUCGAUAUAAUCUAACGUAUAUUCAUUCAUCGUCUCGGACCGACCGUCCCCCAGAAGACACACGUAGCCGCGUCCUUUUCAUAGCGUUACAUCUGGAGAGAACCACAUACCUCGCAAACAGCUAGGGUUUUAGUGCACGUAAAGCGACCCAAAUAGCCAAUCUUGCAACCUAAAUUAAGUACGUCGGCACCCUGAAGCAUGCUGGUGUGUUAGCUAGCCAUUGUGCGUCCUUAAUUGCCCAUUUGGAGCCUCAGAAUUCCGGAGCAAAAUGCCGACGUAAAUAACCCCAUCCUGAGGGCUACUGGGUCCUGCCAGUUUCAAAGAGGUCUAAAAAUAGAAACCGCCUUCGAUUUCCAAUGCCACUGCCUUGCUGGCUUUCACCUUUACUUUCGUUGUGUUGUUUCUGUUCGUUGCGCAUCUACGCAAUGUCGUUUAAUGCACACUAAUCAGGCGUGUACUUACCGCAUCAUGUUCGUCUUUUUUCUCGGAGCAGUCAAUUAGCUCUUUAGGUACUGUAUCAUAUUAUACUGUGAACAGAAACGUGGGGUUCUCCGCAAUUUUGAUGUGUUGACAGGGUUCAUUCUGUCUUUACACUGGAGAAGUGAUUAAUGAUGUGACAUUGUAAUGAUGAUGAUUUAUAUAUAUAUAAUAUAUAUAUAUAUAUAUACGUGUGUACUUACGCUGAUGACGUCAUCGAAAAGGCUGCUUCGCACGCGAUCCUAUUUUCUGGGGCUGGUCGCGUGGUUGCGGACUUUUCGACCAAUCGCUCUCUUUUUUCCAUGUGACGUAGUUCCGGUGGGGGGCCCUCGCUGCGAGAAGCCGGAACUCGUUGUUAAAUUGACUUCCACAUUACAAUAUUUCGGGAUAAAAAUGAAAAAUGCAUAUCUUAACGUGCUGUACAAAGUGUGUAGUUGCGUAGUAGCUUUUGAUGUGCAAUCGCUAUAUGAUACCGUAUAUUGGAAACAUGAAACCCUGUUUGAGAGAUCGAGUGUUCGUUUAUCUCGCACUUAUAUGCCCGAUUACUAAAACACACACCUAUGUAACUCAUACGACGCGCUUGAUACAGUAUUAGUUAUGAAUGUGUUCUGUCUGUGAGCGCUCGUUGAAAGAUGAUCAUUAUACUGACCAACCACGGGCGCACAUAUAUCAUUGAUGAGAUAUGACGUGUCCAUCAUGAGAAUAAUGCAUAUGUGGACGUGCUUGUGAUUAAUGUAUGUGAUAACAGUAAUAUGAAUCUCAUGAAAGCUGUGAUUGAUUGAUAUCGAGAAAGGUGUCUCUGACGUUGACCGUCAAUGUUUAGUAUAUAAUCCUGACCACUCAUUAUCGUUUCACGUGGAUAUUGGUCGUUUGGAAAUGUUCAAUCAAAGUGUGUGUUUCGUGCGAGAGAGUCCGUGGUCGUAUUUAUAUCUGUGUGCCUCGCCUAUCGAACCUAUUCUCGUAUUUUUUUACAAGCUUAGGUUGAGCGUUGUAUAAUCCUUAUGACGAUAAGUUGCGGUACACUUCGCAUUAUCACAUUAUCGCAGAAGGCUGAUAACACCACCUGUUGUCUUUUUUUUUACCCCUUAUUCAACUCAAGAGGAUAUAUCUUAUAGUCUAAAAAUGAUUACUAUGUAGAACUUUGUACGAUAUGUUGAUGACGAGAAGUGAUGCUAUACAUACAUGCAUAAAUAUAGAUAUAUAUAUAUAUAUAUAUAUAUAUAUAUAUAGUUGUAAUGAAAAUAAAAGUUGCAUAUUUGAAAA
This is a messenger RNA of Ornithodoros turicata, 4004 nucleotides long. RefSeq names its product BTB/POZ domain-containing protein KCTD16-like (gene Ktl). Gene Ontology annotation, biological process: protein homooligomerization. Gene Ontology annotation, molecular function: protein binding. The record is from RefSeq and is a predicted model, not a curated record. The coding region runs from base 50 to 757 and encodes 235 amino acids. The transcript has a single exon. Lineage: Eukaryota; Metazoa; Arthropoda; Arachnida; Ixodida; Argasidae.